Molecule: messenger RNA, 933 nt
Organism: Penicillium chermesinum
Lineage: Eukaryota; Fungi; Ascomycota; Eurotiomycetes; Eurotiales; Aspergillaceae
Product: alpha/beta fold hydrolase
Exons: 2
Coding region: 1-933 (310 amino acids)
Source: RefSeq, a predicted model, not a curated record
AUGGAAGCCUCCUUCUCCUGGGAAACAGAUCGGAGUGUCCGUGUCCGGCCCAGACCGUAUCCGGGCACACCAGUCGUCAUACUCAUCCUGGGCAUGGGAUCUACGCGAUCAGAAUGGAAUCCUGUUCGCCGCCGUCUUGCACGCACCACCCGUCUCGUCAGCUACGAUCGCUGCGGCCUGGGCAUAUCGGAUCCGUCGCCAGACGCACGAACCGCUGCCAAUAUGGCGCGCGAGCUGAAGGACGUGCUCGGCAGCGUCAACAUCAGCCCGCCGUACGUAAUCUUGUGUCACUCAUUCGGGGGCAUCAUUGCGCGAGAAUUCGCGGAGCUCCUUCACGACGAACACAGAUCUGAUGUGGUGGGGAUGGUCUUUGUGGAGGCCAAUCAAGAGAAGAGUAUAGCUCUGUGGCCAGAGUACAAUCUGAUUGAUAUGGCUAAAGGGCUGGAUUGGUUUAAGGAGAUGGGUCUUCAUCAGGCUGGUAUUUUGACGGACGAGGAUUGGAAGGGCGUGCAAGAUGAAAACGAGAAUGAACUCCAUGGGCAGACGGUCCAACGGGAGAUGGAAAACUACGCAAGGAGCUGUGAGACUUUAGGAAUCAAGAACCAGCUAGUCCGCAGUCCCCCUGUGUUGCGGGAUUGCCCCGUCAGUGUCGUGAAGGGCUAUCCUGAAUUGGAACUGCGCAAAGUUUUCAACGCAGCUGUAAGGCUCGGUAGGGGCUCGGAUGAACAGAAGAAGUUAGUUGAGGAGAAGCUGGCGAUUUACCCCUCCUUAAACGACCAAUUCCAACGUGAAACCCUCAAGUUAUCCACGAAGGGUCGGUUUCGGGACGCAAUUGGGUGCGGACAUUCAAUCCACAUGGUUCGCCCUGACAUUAUCACUGAAGAGGUGGAAUGGGUCUUGGAACAAGCGAGGUCAGAUCAGUUUGAAUCGUGA